AUGGAUGCUGACGCACAAACCCAACCCACUUUGCCUGAUAGUGACGGCCCCUCUCGCAGACGACGUGUGCGUGAUUUCCGCCGGGGCUACCAGGCUUGCGAGUUAUGUCGGAAAAAGAAGAUUCGCUGUAUCGUUGACAAACCUGGCGUGCCAUGCUUGAGGUGUCAAAGAGAAGUCAAAGAAUGCGUAUUUAGCGAUGAACGCUCUCAUCGGAAGCGGAACAAGACUCUUAGCAAAAGAGCAUCAUCGAAAGAAGCUCUGGGCUCAGAACAUGGUACUACCAUGGUGAGCACCUCGCCGGCUCCAGCCAAUCUGAGCGAAGACACAUUUACUCAAGAACCAUCACAGGUGCUCGACGAUAGUAAUGAUCUGACAUUGCCAGACAUUUCUUUAUCGGGCAGCAAUGAACUGCCAGGACUGGCCCAUGAUCUGCCUCAACAUCAGCAACAGAGUGUUAUGAACGAAACUUCACCGUCUAUGAGCUCCACAGGACCUGCUGGUGACCUCACUACUACACUUGUUUCGAACGGGAAUGACGCACUGCGGCUUUUGUACCAACCUGCGAUCGAAAACGCCAACAAGGAGGGUGCUUCACCUAGCAAUCAAGGGCCCAUAUCACGACAUACACUGCAUCUUAUCGGAGAGACAUCGAGUCCUAGGACAACCGCCUCCAUCAGUACAUCCAGGCCUACCUAUGUCUCUCCUACUACUCCCAAUCCCUUGACGGUAUGGCGGUCCUUCCGCUUUGUCAGAAUGGGUUGGUUCACCGCUGAAGAGGCAGUCAGAUAUAUCGACUUGUUCCAGCAGAAUCUAGCACCGCUAUCCCCUGUAUCGAAAGGCUUUGACCUGAGCCAUGAAAGACACUACAGGCUCAUCACACAAGAGCCUCUACUCUGCUGUGUAAUCUUGAUGAUAUCAUCGCGGUACCACGUCUUAGUCGGUCACGGUGGUCUGGCCAGAAGUACCAUUAUUCAUCAUCGAUUAUGGGAGCACUGUCAGCAUCUCGUCAUGAGAAUCAUCUUUGGCCAAGAAAAGCGAUCCAAGGCAAAGACAAGAACGAGGGGCUCUAUCGAAGCUCUUCUGCUGAUCAUAGAGUGGCACCCACAGGCGAUACACCUGCCGCCGGCUUCAGAUGGCUGGGACUCGUCUACUUUGCUCACCGACUUAGAUCCUCGGGAUGAUCAGUUCGAUAACCAAGCAGACGACACUAAUGACAAUGAAGCCCAGUGGUUAAGAGAUGUUAUCCUCCCCGCCAAGACGUCUGAUCGUAUGUCUUGGAUGCUGCUGGGCUGUGUGCAGUCUUUGGCUCUUGAACUCGGACUCUGCGAUGAUGGCGAAAGAGUUGACACGUCUACACAGCCACCAGGAUUCAAAGCUGAGCAGACGAGGUUACUUGAUCUUCUAUAUAUCUUUCUGGAGCAGCAAUCCAGUCGACUAGGAUGUCCUUCUAUGAUGCCGACGUCUGUCUCGCGCUUCAUGUCAGAGCCUUCGACAAGAGACGGGCAGGGCGAUUCAUCCACAUUGACAGCAUGGCUCGACCUGACUAAUCUUACACGAACCAUCAUCGAUGUUUUAUGUCCAUCGGCUGCAGGGAUUCGAGAAAUUCUUAGUAGCUGCAGAUACAUAAACAUCAUCAAACACUUUCAGAAACAGCUCGCGGGCUGGAAGACAACUCAUCUCAGUCACGAGACUUUAUCAUCUCAUGCAUGCGAGGACUUGACAAUUGAGUUUAAUUAUCUCCGUGCUUUCAUGAAUUCGUUUGGCAUCCAAGCCGCCGUUGAUCGAGUCCUUGGUAGAAGACCGCCAAACUCGAUCGAUACCGAUGUUCUCCAGUCAUCCAUCACGGCAACAGAUUAUUCUUUCAUCAAAGAAGUCAUUAAUUCAUCAUGCCAGGCUCUCGAGUCAGUAAACAGGCUAUUCGAGGCUGGUACGCUCCGGUACUGUCCCGUUCGAGUAUUCCUUCGCAUCAUCAUGGCUUCCAUCUUCCUUCUAAAAGCUCUGAGUCUUGGAAUUCGAACAACAGAUCUAGAGACGUCUCUUGGAAUAUUGGAAAGAAGUAUCCGAGCUCUUCGGAAUAGUAGUCUCGACGAGAUGCAUCUAGCUUCUCGGUAUGGAGAGUUGCUGGACAUGCAUCUAGAGAGGUAUAGGCAAAGCAUGGUCCCAACUACGAUUCCUCAGGGGAUUCGUACAGUGGACCAAACCUCCCAAUGGAUAUUCGACAACAGCGUACCGCCAGUAGAUGAUUCCCUAGGAGAUCUGUCAAUGCCGGCUGUGGAUGACUGGCUUGCACUGCCAUUUGAUCCUAGCAUGGCUCCAUUCGGCUUCGCCACUGAUGACCCCGACAUGGCCGAGCCAGAAGAUAGGUCAUGGGAUUUCUUGUGGAGCUUACCAAACGUGUAA
Molecule: messenger RNA, 2400 nt
Organism: Fusarium oxysporum Fo47
Lineage: Eukaryota; Fungi; Ascomycota; Sordariomycetes; Hypocreales; Nectriaceae
Exons: 4
Coding region: 1-2400 (799 amino acids)
Biological process (GO): positive regulation of transcription by RNA polymerase II; aromatic amino acid catabolic process
Cellular component (GO): nucleus
Molecular function (GO): zinc ion binding; DNA-binding transcription factor activity, RNA polymerase II-specific
Source: RefSeq, a predicted model, not a curated record